Pieris macdunnoughi is the source of this 660-nucleotide messenger RNA. The record is from the annotation of a GenBank genome assembly. Lineage: Eukaryota; Metazoa; Arthropoda; Insecta; Lepidoptera; Pieridae.
AUGACAGCUGAAAACGAAAGAGAAAUAUAUCACAAAUUAGAAGCAAUGAAAGAAAUCAGAAACAAGACGAUCACGCUGGAACGACUAAAACGAAGUAUUUUAAAUGAAGUCCGUAGCGGAGACCAAGAAGGAAGAUGCCUGGCUCAGUACAAGCGUGAGAUGGAGAUGCUACAACAGGAGAAGAUGAGUCACGUUGAGGAGCUACGUCAGAUACAUGCCGAUAUUAACGCCAUGGAGACAGUAAUAAAGCAGACCGAGGAGAGCAUGACUCGUAAGCUAAGUACGGCGUCACGGUUGCACGAGGAUUACCGUCCAUUGAAGGCUGAGGUCGACCUACUGCGGCGUCAGUGUCUGGGCCUCGACCGCCUCCCUGACUUGCAUGAGGAAGAAGGCAGUCCGAUAACUCCUGACCGCUUUCCUGCGGGUCCCGUACGUGCGCCUCCGUUUGUGGCUCCAGCACCGCGCAAGCCUCCGCCUCCGCCGCCCGCCUUUAGGUCUGCUCUCCAACAAGAUUUCCUUACAGUCUCUCUCAGGCAACAACCGCCUCCGAUGAAGUCAUGUCUGUCAUGCCAUCAGCAAAUUCACCGUAAUGCCCCUAUCUGUCCACUCUGCAAAGCCAAAAGUCGCUCGCGCAAUCCUAAGAAGCCGAAGAAGAAAUAG